AUGCAAAACCUGAGGGGCCUGUUUAAAAUGUUCUCCUUGGAUGGGCUGAGGGGUGAUACCCUGAUAGAUGUCGGCUGUGGCCCCACCAUCUACCAGUUUCUGUCCGCUUGUGUGGAGAACAUCACCUUGGACUAUGCAGACCAGAACCGCCGGGAGCUGGAGAAGUGGCUGAGGAACGAAGCAGAAGCCUUCGACUGGAGGCCAGUGGUGAAAUACGUUUGUCUACUUGCUGGGGAGAAGUGGGCUGCGAAAGAGGAGAAACUGAGAAAGAAGGUGAGGCAGGUUCUGAAGUGCGACAUGACCAAAGCCAGCCCCGCGGACCCCAUGUCCCUGCCUCUUGCUGACUGCCUCCUCUCCACCCUCCACUUGGAGGCCACCUGCAAGGACCUGGCCACCUUCCGCAGCGGCCUGAGAAAUGUCAGUGCCCUUGUGAAGCGGGGACACCUGGUGAUGGUGACUGUCCUCCAGGAAACCUACUACGCCUUCAACAAGCAGGUUUUCUUGUGCCUCUGCCCGGAGAGAAACGUGGUGGAAGAAGCUGUGGAGGGCACUGGCUUUGAUGUGAAGUUCAGCAAGGUCCAGUCAUACCUGCCCAGCGAUGUCCACGCGGACCGUGAAGCCCCAUUGAGCCUCGUGGCAGGCAGGUGUGCCUCCAUCACCGGAUAG
Messenger RNA from Harpia harpyja (harpy eagle), 666 nucleotides. It is a transcript of the gene NNMT, whose product is annotated as nicotinamide N-methyltransferase. Gene Ontology annotation, cellular component: cytosol. The record is from RefSeq and is a predicted model, not a curated record. Gene Ontology annotation, molecular function: N-methyltransferase activity. Lineage: Eukaryota; Metazoa; Chordata; Aves; Accipitriformes; Accipitridae.